AUGCAAAUUGAGGGGGGCAAUGACUAUGAUAAUAAAAAUACUGGAACACCAACCAGCAAGGAAAAAGUAGCUGGGAAGCUGGUGUCACGUGGAGAUGUUUUGCCGGUAUUGUUCCCAGAUCUUCUGGAACUGGCCAGCACUCCAGAUGGUGAAGACGUGGGUGAGGAACAAAGAGGGGUGCACAAUGAGCUGCUAACUUGUAAAGUCAGAAUUACUGAAUUAGAGAGCGAGAUCAAUAUGAAAGACGUACAGAUAUGUGAACUGGAACAGCGUGUGGAAACACUGGAAAAACUGCUCGGGCGGCAUGCUGGUAAUUUGUUUGCAAACUUAAAUACUGUGAUUGUGGAUAAGGAUGCAGAAAUUGCACGGCUCACCAAGCAGGUUGAUCGAUUGGACAAAAAAGUAAGCAAUUUGGAAGAUAGUCUUGAUGACCUCGAGGUGCACGAGGUGACACAAUUUGCUGUGAAUGAUGGAUCCAAUCAGCGAACACCAAGUAAUAGUGUGUCAGGGAAAGUGAGUGGGUCUGCCAAUGUGACGAGUUGCGAAAGUGCGCAGCAGUUUGCAUGUCCUACAGGGCAACCCGAAGACGUGCGGAUCAACGAAUUACAACUUGUUGACAAUGACCCUGGGAUUGAAGAUUUGACCGAUGACUUUGCAGAUGGGAUUUUGCAUACAACUGUAGCAAUGGGUGAGGGUAGCUGCAGCCCCAUAAAUGCACAGACAGUAGCUGUUGGCAAUGUAAAAGAUGGUGCAGCUGUCGUUGUUGUAGAAGGUCAUUGCGAACACACAGCAGGUGCAACAAGUUCUGGGCCGAAAAUUACGUCACUUGUGAAAAGGGUGAAGAACAAGGCAAGACGGGAAUUUAGGUUAUCAGACUACGAAUAUCCCGGCAUAUUUGGGCGUCCACAGGUAAACACCAAUGUCAGACUUGGUAAAUCAGUUGAACUAGGGGUGAUUUACAGUGUUGAGGACGUCGAGGUGGAGCGUAAAACCUGGAAUGGCUUCGGUCUGAAUAGGCGGCACACUGUGUGGAACAUGCUGAAGGAUGAAGACCGGGAACUACUACAAAGAAUGUACACUUUAGAGGGGGACGGGUUAAUAGUAUGGGAUGGUGGACACAAUGGAAUACAAGUUCAUUUUACGGACAUCAAAGAUUUGGUGCAGCAGAACUCCAUACACGGCAAUGUAAUCGAUGCGUACGGUGCAAUGUUGACUGAAAUGCAUAAGAUGGUAUCUGGAAGGGCAGAAUAUGUUGGGACAUCGUACAUUUACACUAGUGUUUGUUCAGAUAUGAUGCGAAACAGUAGUGCUGUUUCCCGAGCGAAGUAUUUGAAUGUUCACAUGAAGGCUGCACGAGGUUGCAGAUACACAGUUAUCCCAAUCUACAAUGCCAACCAUUGGACAGUCAUGGCGUGCGAUGUAGAAAGUGGGAAUUGGAAACAUUACAACUCGAUGCGGCCAAGACGUGGAGUGCGCGAUGAGCACUACAAUGAGGCUCUAAAAGUUAAACAAUGGGUGGCUGAUCACCACAACAAAUUUGUGAAGCCUCGAGUUACAGCUGCAGCUGUUGGGUCAGAGCUGUUUGAUGGCAGUUUUGUAUCUGUUGUGGAUUGUCCACAACAAGUUCCAGAGUCGUCAGAUUGUGGGAUUUUCGUGUGCUUUAUAAUCAGGCAGUACGUACGUGGUGCAGAAGUGAAUACUUUGAUGGACGGCCUGACCCCAACUGGGCUACGAGCUGCAAUGGUGGAAAUGUUCUUAAGUGACCCGGGCAGAGGACUCCGUGGGAGGACAUUAUAAGAGGUUGUGAAGACAUUUGCCAGCGCGCAAGGUGCAACAACAGCAUUAGGAUGUUUUAUUGUGUCUUUUCGUAUCGACGUAUAUAAUUUUUUGUUAGUUUGGAAACACAUAACAGUAGGAGGGAAAAACUAGUUUCCUAUACAGUACUUUUUUGGUAAUGCAGAAGUGCCCAACGGUUUAAUCUUGGGUUAGAAUCCAGUACUUUGUGGAUAUGAAUGUUGAUAUUAUUUAGUAAGCUAUUCAAAUAGUCUCACCUAUUGCAUGAUAA
This is a messenger RNA of Camellia sinensis, 2065 nucleotides long. Lineage: Eukaryota; Viridiplantae; Streptophyta; Magnoliopsida; Ericales; Theaceae. The record is from RefSeq and is a predicted model, not a curated record.